Messenger RNA from Nannochloropsis gaditana CCMP526, 1139 nucleotides. RefSeq lists its product as uncharacterized. The transcript is spliced from 3 exons. The record is from RefSeq and is a predicted model, not a curated record. Bases 369 to 929 code for a protein of 186 amino acids.
AUAGCGUGACGGUGACUCCAUGCCGCCGCCGCGGGGUUUCCUAUCCUUCGUGGCGGUCGCGUUGGUCCUGAUUAUGUCGCCCAUGUUAUUUAUGAGGAAUCCUGCUGAAACGUAUAUGAACCUUUUGGGAACGCGAGGCUUACGGCGGGAGGCGAAGAUGUCAAUACCUUGGGUGAUUGAAGGAGAACCAAGGGAGCCAGCGCAUGUGCGGGUGGUGAUACGGACUCACGCACGGGAACAACUCCAGUUGCGAUCUUUAAUUUACGGGUUGCGCGCGCAAAGCGAGGGACAAGCCGGUUUUAAGGCAGAUUUUGUGCUGGUCCCAACGGAAUCAGCUUCGUUGCAAACGUAUCAACGACUGUGUAACGAUGAAUGUGGGUUUUGAUGACCUCUACCUGGUGGAGCUUCCAGACACAUUUUACGAAGAUGUCAAACUCAGAGAUAGCCGCUUGACCUGCACCGACGCAGUCCGAACACGAUACGUGCAAGAGUUCAACGCGGAUGAGGUCCACCGAUACUGCGAUUUCGACCACUACGUGUACUAUGCUGCCACGGACAAGGCUCUCGCGACGUUUGUGCUGCCUUGCAGAAGCUGUACGCAUGUUCUGGUUACGAAUGGGGACAACGGUUACGCCCCUUCCUUUUUGCAGGAGACGGUACGGCAGUCGGCUGACCUGGCCAUCGUGGGGUUUACACACCGGAAUCAAGCCCAGACCCCGGUCCUGGGAGUCGGAGGUUUGGAUUUGGGUGCUGUUUUGAUGCGUGUAGGGGUAUUGGACCACGGAAGGAGACUUUUCUUGAGCUCUUUGCCUGUCGAUGCUGGGCCGAAGGAGGUGCACGAUGCAGACUAUUGGAUGGUGGUCAACGCCUUGGAGCGGGGCUUGAGCUUUGCCGUGUGCAAAAACCAGCUCCUCAUGUAUCACAACUGACUGAUGCUCGAGCCGCGAUUGGGAAGAAUUACAACACCGUCGAGACUUCCUGUAAGCCAGGUUAUUGUGGCGGAUUAAUUCUCUCCGGAGUUCUAGGGAGGAAUCUAAAGCAAUUUUGUAUCCAAUUGUAUAGUUUCAUUUUGGAGCCACGGAUCCUCGUGUAUCCCUUGACAAGUGUUUGUUCUGAGAAAACUGACACGUCCCCAAAAU